GUCUUCGGGUGCCUGCGUAAAUGACAAGCAAGUGGUGCUGAUGCUGUGACAAUGGGAGUCGUCCGGAUAAGCAUCAUCUGGGGCGAGUGAGCCUAAAACACGGCGGCAGCGCACACGACGCUCAGCGGAGUGCAACGGGACGGAAAGGCAGCUGGGCACCGACGGGGAGGAAGCUCCAGCUGCUGCUCUCUCAGGCCAAGCGAUGGGAGCCUUCAGCCGACAGAAGUUCUUCCAGGAGCUGGCUCACGGCUGCCUGUUGCCGACAGCACAGCAGGGCCUGGAGCAGGUGUGGCAGCUGCUGGUUAUCUGCCUGCUGUGCCGCCUUCUCUGGAUGCUAGGCCUCCCGUCUUACGUCAAGCACCUGGGCACAGUGGCCGGAGGUUUCUACACUCUCUAUCUGUUCUUUGAACUUCAUAUGAUCUGGGUGGUCCUUCUCAGCCUCCUCUGCUACCUCUUCCUGUUCCUGUGCCGCCACUCAACCAUCCGAGGCACCUUCCUCUCCAUCACUGUGCUCAUCUACCUGCUCUUGGGAGAGUUGCACAUGAUGGACACGACCAACUGGCACAAGAUGAGAGGUUCCCAAAUGGUGGUCGCCAUGAAGGCCAUCUCUCUGGCCUUUGACCUGGACAGAGGCGUUGUGAGCAGUGUGCCCUCACCCAUUGAGUUCAUGGGCUACAUUUACUUUGUGGGCACCGUCAUCUUCGGUCCCUGGAUCAGCUUCAACAGCUACAAAGAAGCUUUGGAAGGACGAAAGCUGAGCUUUGCUUGGCUUUUCAAAGUGUCUGCUAGUUGGGUGAAGAGCCAGGUCUGUCUCGUCGUUUCCAACUGCGUGGCGCCGUACCUCUUCCCUUAUUUCAUACCUGUCUAUGGAGAUAAGCUCCUGCGAAGCAAAAAACGGAGGAAGGUCAGAGGUGCACUGACAAAGUGGCUGCUGGCGUAUGAGAACACAAUGUCCUUCCACUUCAGCAACUAUUUUGUUGGUUAUUUGAGCGAGACGACCACCAGUCUGGCCGGGGCAGGUUUCACCGAGGAGAAAGAGAACCUCAAAUGGGACAUUUCCGUGUCCAGGCCUCUGAAUAUAGAGUUCCCCCGGUCGAUGGUGGAGGUGGUGACGUCAUGGAAUCUUCCCAUGUCUCGCUUUCUGCACACCUAUGUUUUUACGAGCGCUCUCAAGUUUGGGACCUUCUCCGCCAUCAUGGUGACGUACACAGCCAGCGCCCUUCUGCAUGGUUUGAGUUUUCAUCUGGCUGCAGUGCUGAUAUCACUGGGGUUUAUCACAUACAUCGAGCACGUGUUGCGGAAGAGGCUUGCAACUAUAUUUAAUGCCUGUGUACUGUCAAGGAAAUGUCAACCAAACUGCACUCACCAGAACAAAAAGAAGCUUUGGGUGUAUGUGAUUAACAUAACAUUCAGUGCUUUGGCAAUACUCCACCUGACGUAUCUGGGCUCUGUGUUCAACUCCAGCGUGGACUACAUGGAGGAGGAUGAGGAUGAUAUCACCCAUCAUACCAUUCAGAAGUGGUCGGAGCUCAGCUGGACCAGCCACUGGGUCACGUUUGGAUGCUGGAUAUUGUACCGCCUCGUUCUCUAAUAACCAGAGACAGAGGAAGGCUGAAGGAAGCAAUAAUGUGAGCUGUAAGGCUGGUUUUCCACCGCACUGUGAGUUUAUCCCGCAUCCGAUCGAUGGGAACAGAAUCAACCUGUACACAACAAUAAAGCAACACACGGUGCUGGCUGUGCUCCAGGUUGGUGGGGGGUUGGGUGUGUAUUAUUGCAGUCUGCUGGGGACUAGUUUUGAUAUCCAUGAAAUGAUCGCCUCGCCUCUUUUCCUGCCUAUCGCAUCCUUUUUUUUUUAAAUCCGAGCCGCAGUUGUCGAGCCCUCGUGUUGUGACAGCAGUUACCGAUGUUUCACUGUGAGUCACAAUCAAUACCCAUCAGCAUGGUGAAGAUCGGCUGCUCCUUCCUGCUGACACAUGAUAGAGCCCAUUAUCUAGGUAUCACUGUCAACCGCGACAGAUGUCCUCCAGAUGUGCUCUCCACCUCACGAGACAGUAUUUCACGGUCGUCGUUUUGGGUUUAAAGAUGUGUUCUGUACUCGACAAGCUCCAUAAGAACAAAACCAGCAAUGUGACAGUACAUCUUUUAAUACGUUUUUAAUCUCUGAGCCCAAACAUAACUUUAACUAUGUCCUAGAAGUGGGUACUGUAGUUAUUAGCAAAUGUUGUUUGUUAGGGACUACUACGGGUCUCCUCAGCAUGUGUCAGACAACAGAGACUUUUGAAUGAACAGAGCACAUGUUAUCUUUACAUGGCAACAAUUUUUAUUGUUGCUAAUUAUGAUUUUUCCAACAACAGAUCUACAGAUUCUUUUUUGUGGUGCCAUUUUCUAAUGUCUUAGUAUUUAGAUUUAGGGUAUUUCCUCUAAAGUGAAUUCUCUGCCUUUGUUUAGAUGAGGUUUUAUUAGUAUUGGUAACACUUUCUUCAGUAUUGGAAAUGAAAGUUUAGAGUCAGGGUAUUACAUGUUACUUCCAAUGUCAUAUUACACCUUCGACAUUAAAUUAUAGUAGAAUAAAUCAGAUAUUUAUCUAUAAAUACAGAUUUUUAUUAUAAUGCUGCUUUUAUUGAUGCAUUUACGUAAAUGAACACCUGUUUCAAUCAUGAUCACAUUGUAUCAGUAUCUUUCUUAACCAUAGAAUAUGAAAUUAUUAGCUUUGUGACUAGGUUGUAGUGUUUUAGAAUAGACCCUGAGCAGCCAGUCUCCACGUACCUGACGUCACUCCAGCGUAUAUUUGAAAUGCUACUCUGAUACUUUCUUUGUUCCCUGUAAAUGUGAAGUCACUGAAACACCUGUGAUAUUUUUAUAAAAUUUUACAUGAAACCUGGA
This is a messenger RNA of Betta splendens (Siamese fighting fish), 2883 nucleotides long. Its product is annotated as protein-serine O-palmitoleoyltransferase porcupine-like. Lineage: Eukaryota; Metazoa; Chordata; Actinopteri; Anabantiformes; Osphronemidae. Gene Ontology annotation, biological process: protein palmitoylation; canonical Wnt signaling pathway; Wnt protein secretion. Bases 203 to 1591 code for a protein of 462 amino acids. The transcript is spliced from 15 exons. Gene Ontology annotation, molecular function: Wnt-protein binding; palmitoleoyltransferase activity. The record is from RefSeq and is a predicted model, not a curated record. Gene Ontology annotation, cellular component: membrane; endoplasmic reticulum.